AUGAUUGUCGGAUGUAGAUGGGUAUUUACCAUAAAACACAACGCAAGACUUGUGGUGAUAGGGUACACACAGACUUAUGGUGUAGAUUAUGAAGGAACCUUUGCACUAGUUGCAAAAUUGAACACAGUCAGAGUCUUACUGUUCCUCGCAGCUAAUUUGGACUGGCCACUACACCAGUUUGAUGUAAAGAAUGUUUUCCUACAUGUAGAACUCACAGAGGAGGUGUAUAUGGACAUUCCUCCUGGAUAUAAUACUACUUAG
Messenger RNA from Prunus armeniaca (apricot), 261 nucleotides. Lineage: Eukaryota; Viridiplantae; Streptophyta; Magnoliopsida; Rosales; Rosaceae. The record is from the annotation of a GenBank genome assembly.